Messenger RNA from Hypanus sabinus (Atlantic stingray), 11625 nucleotides. Its product is annotated as NACHT, LRR and PYD domains-containing protein 3-like. The transcript is spliced from 7 exons. Gene Ontology annotation, cellular component: cytoplasm. NCBI's taxonomy places the organism in Eukaryota, Metazoa, Chordata, Chondrichthyes, Myliobatiformes, Dasyatidae. The record is from RefSeq and is a predicted model, not a curated record. The coding region runs from base 6591 to 9017 and encodes 808 amino acids.
UGUCACAGGCCUUUCGAAAACCCAAGUACACAACAUCAACGUAGUCACCUCUCUCUGUCCUGCUUGUUCUUUCUUCAAAUAAAAAUAGCCGAACAUCCUGCUACUAAUUCAAUAAGCCAGCAACAACCUCCGACAAAUAAGAGACCCCGUGAAUUUAAUGUUUCGAGUUUUUCCAUCGUUCACUGAUUGAUGUAUGUGCAAAGUAAAUGCGAUGUCAGGCAAAUUCAGCAGCGGGAAAUGGUCUCAAAUGCAAAUGAUGGCGCUGCGAUCCUGCAAUUUGCUUCCAGUAAGUGAAAAAUACACUGAAGGAGAAGGGCAUCCAUAUCUUGCUGUCGACUUUGACCCGUAGUUAUCUCUGGGAGAUAGCAAUCUCGCCACAGUCUCUCCCCAUUGCUCAUUACCCGAAGUUUACAACUGCGGGCAACUGUUAAAGAUGGAUUUUAAAUUGGCCAACUUAAAAUCAGUGCAAGCCCAGGCUAAGGGGGCACAAUUAAAUCUGUAGAAAGGGAAUGUCCGCUGAUCAAAAGAGAACAUUAUUCCAAAUGCAUAAUAUUCCAUCAAAGUGAAGAGCGCCCUUGCUUCUGCUCACUCUGUGCAAUAAACCCACAGCGAUCUUUGCCCUGAGCUGUCGCUGGAGUUUAUAAUCUGACAAUAAACUGGUCCCAAGGUGAACAAUAACUCAAAGCGACGGCACCAGCCGAACGGAACCAGGAUGCGGGUUAUGAUUCCUCUCUGGAGGUGGUAAAAUGUCGCGCACUGAAGUAUUAAUUCUAGUUCGGACCACAAGUUUGAAAGACUCAUUCAAGCAAGGUGAGCCUUUGUAUGGUUUAACACAAGCGUUGUGGAACAAGGUGUAGCGGUACAUGCUGAAUAGACUGAAGUUCUGGUUUAUGAGCGUGUUAUCAACUGAACUUUGCUCAGGGUGUGUUCACUUACUGUUAGUGACAUAAAAUUCAGAUACUCGGAUUCACUGAAACCAGACCCAGGAGUCCAGCAGCAGGUAGGAACAGGGACUGUAUUCGGGAAUGUUAAGGUGUUUUAUUAAUCCUACUUGUAACGGCAGUACUUCUAAUAUUUCUACCAUAUCGAUAUUACCACUGAAAUCGCGCGGCUUUACGGAUCUGCGAUCUCGAUUAUUCUGCAUGUGUUUUUUCAGCGAAGACGAGGUAGAUCUGACGGUAAUAUUUAUAUUAACAAAUAAUGUGAUAAUUCUUACUGGCCGUAGACCAAAAUAGCAAAUACUACACUCAGUGGGCGCUUUACCAUGUACCUCCUGUACCUAAUAAUGUGGCCACUGAGUGCAUGUCCUGGAGCAUCUGCUGCUGUCACCCGUUCUCUUCAAUGCUGACCUCUACUCUGUGUUCUCUGGAACACGAUAAAGACGGGGAGUUGAUUGCAUUCGCUGUCAUUUAGAUGAAGGUGAGGAGAUUUCAUCCGCUGGUGGUUACAUAAAUGAUUUAAGCUUAUGCUGGAGACGUCGAACAUCACCUGGAUUCCGAACAGGAAUGUGGGGAACAUGUUUGCUGCUGUAAGGGGAAACUGUUUCUUUUCCCACUGAGGUGGAACUAGUGUCACUUUUCCUCAAAGGAAAAGAGAAGAAGAGUUUUCUGUCAAUGUGGUUAAUUCGGCAGCUCACAGAUCCUUGACAGGCAACGGAGUGAAGUGUUGCAGCCGGUCGCAGGGAUGUGUCACUGAGAUCAUGGUCCAGCUGUGAUCAUAGAGAAUGGCGGAACAGGACUGAGGGGACGAAUGUCCUGUUACUAUUUCAAUAGACCCGUAGCACAUUCUGACAAAUAAGAGACCCGGUGUAUUUAACAUUUGAUGUUUUUCCUUCGAUCUCAGACGAGGAACGGUAGAUGUAUUUGUAAAAUAAGUGCAAUGCCUGCCAAGUUGGCCAGCGGGAUAUGAUCAUAAUUUCAUAUGAUUCUACUUUGCCAUGGUAACUUGUUUCCAGUAAGCGAGCAAUAAACUGAAGGGGAAUGGCAUUCAUAUCUCGCUGUUGACUUUGACCGGUUGUUAUCUCUGGGAGAUGGUUAUCUCGGUACAGUUGCUCCACAAUCGGCCCAUUAUUGUAAUGGACCAACUGCGGACUUCUGUUAAAAAUGGUUCUUUCUGAACAGGCUGACCUUCAAGUCCGCUCCAGGCAGCUGGGGCAGACUUAGGGAAUGCCCAGUGUUCAAAAGGAAAAAUAUAUAUAUAAAUGACUCCAAGUGCAUAAUAUUUUACAAUCUCCCUUCCUUCUGCUCUCUCUGUGCAAUAAAACCACAGCGAUCUUUGUCCUGAGCUGUACCUGGAGUUUAUAAUCCGGCAAUAAACUGGUCCCAAGGUGAACAAUAAAUCAAAGGGACGACACCAACAGACCGAACCAGGAUACGGGUAGUGCUCCCUCCCUAGAGCAGAUCAAAUUUUCGAGAGGAAAGUAAUCAUUGCAUCGGGCAGUGAAGUCGCACUUUUGGCUCGAACCACAUGUCAGAAACGCGUUUUUGCGUUUUUCACGGCAAGCGUUGUGGAGCGAGGUGCGGUGUUACAUGCUGAAUAGACUGAAGCUCAGGUUUAUGAGCGUGUUAUCAACUGAACAUUGCUCAGGGUGUGUUCACUUACUGUUCGAGCCAAUAAAAUUCAGAUGCUCGGAUUCACUGAAACCAGACUCAGGAGUCCAGCUCCAGGUAAGAACAGGGACUGUACUGGGCUGUGUUAUGGUGUUUCAAUAAGCCCACUUGUCACGGCAAGUAUUUUUAGUUUAUCUACCGUAUCAAUACUAUCAGUUGCUGUUCCAGGGGAAGCUGAAACAGCUGAAGAUAGAUGAGGUUAUUUUUAUGAGGUGGAACUGUUUUCAAAGGAAAUGAGAAGCAGGGUUUGGUGUUGUCAAUGUUUUAAAUUCCGCAGGGCACAGAUUCUGGACAGGCAAGGGAGUGAAGUGUUACAGGCCGUCGCAGGGACGUGUCUCUGAGUUCUUAGUCCAGCUGUGAUCAUAGAGAAUGGCGGAACAGGAUGAGGGAGUGAAUGUCCUGUUAAUAAUUCCACACCCUAUGUGGUGUAACUUGUGUGUGUUUGGAAUUCUCUUCCUCAAAGAAAACGAGAAGCAGGGAUUAUUUUCAGUGAGUUUAAUUCCGCAGCGGAGAGAUUCUUGACAGGCAAGGGAGAGAGAUGUUGCAGACUGUCGCAGGGAUGAGUCGCUGAGAUCACAGUCCCCUGUGUUCAUAGAGAAUGACGGAACAGGACUGAGGAGGCGAAUGUCCUUUUACUAAUUCAACAUACCAGCAGCACACUCUGACAGAGAAGAAACGCAGUGAAAUUAGUGUUUUUACCCAUCGUUCUCUGAUGAGGAACGGUACAAGUUUUUGUAAAAUAAAUGCGAUGCUGGUGGGUGUAUUUGUGAAAUAAACGGGUUGUCAGGCAAGUUCGCCAGCGGGAUAUGAUGAUAAUUUCAUAUGAUUGCUAUUCUGAUGUGGCAACUUGUUUCCAGUAAGUGAGCAAUAAGCUGAAGGAGAAGGGCGUCCAUAUCUCGCUGUUGACUUUGACCGGUAGUUAUCUCUGGGAGAUGGUUAUCUCGGGACAGCUGCUCUCCAGUUGGUCCAUUACUGCAAUGGUCCAACUGCGGACAACUGUUAAAGAUGGCUCGUUAUAAACGGGGUGACCUUGAAGUCUGCUCCAGGCAGAGGGGGCACAGUUAAAUCUGGAGCAAAGUAAUGCCUCCUGUUCAAAAGAGAACAUUAUUCCAAAUACGUAAUAUUCCAUCAGAGUUGAGAGCGCCCUUCCUUCUGCUGUCUCUGUGCAAUAAACCAACAGCGAUCUUUGCCCUGAGCUGUCGCUGGAGUUUAUAAUCUGACAAUAAACUGGCCCUAACUGGUACAAUAAAUUAAAGUGACGACGCCACCUCAACCGGACCAGGAUGCGGGUUGUGAUUCCUCUCCAGAGCAGAUCAAGUGUUCUGGAGAGAGAAAAUUAUUGCACCGCUUGCACUGUAGUAUUAAUUCUGGUUCCGGCCACUUGUAAGAGUGACUUGUUCAUGGAAAUUAAGCUUUUAUGUGGUUUAGCACAAGCGUUGUGGAACAAGGUGUGACGUUACAUGCUGAAUAGACUGAAGUUCUGGUUUAUGAGCGCGUUAUCAACUGAACAUUGCUCAGGGAGUGUUCACUUACCGUUAGGGACAUAAAAUUCAGAUGUUCAGACCUGGAGUCCAACACCAGGUAAGGACAGGGUCAUAGGGGAAAUGCUAUUGUGCUUUAUUACGCCCACUGGUCGCCCUAGUAAUGCUAUUGUUUCUAUCAGUUCAAUAUUGUCCUGAGGAUUGCGUGGAUUAACGAAUAUGUGUGCUUUAUUCUGUUUGUAUGUUUUUUUUUAAACAAAUACUUUAUAUAUCUGGCAGUGAUAUUUAGGAUAGAAAUUCCUAUAAUAAAUCUCACUGACAGUUGAUAAAAGUAUGGAAGUCUACACUCAAUGGGCACGUUGUUAUGUACUCCUGUUCCUAAUGAUGUGACACAGAGUGAAUGCUCGGGGUUUACUGCGGCUGCACCCCGUCCACAUUCUAUGUUUGGUGCUCAGUGAGGCUGUCUUGCACUCCGCUGUUGGAGUUCAUGGUUAUUUGAGUUCUUGCCGCUUUCCUGUCGGAUUUAAUCAGUCUGCCCAAUCUCACUGAGUUCUCCCAUUAACGGGGCCUUUAGAACCGCUGUUCACUGGAUUUCCUUUGGUUUGAUUCCGGACCAUUCUCAGUAAACCGAGAGAUUUAUACUUGAGAAUCCAAGCUGCUGAUCAGUUUCCGUAACACUCAUACCACCCGGUCUGGCACCAGCGAUCAUUCCCCGGUCAACGUCACUUACAUCACAUUUAUUUCCUCUUCAGAUGUUUGGCCUGAAUAACAACUGAACCCGUUGACCAUAUCUGCAUGUGUUUGUGCUUUGACUUGCAAGCAGAUGAUGAACAGAUCCAUAUUAAUGAGCUGGUAUAGAGUUGUACCUAACAAAGAAGCCAUUUAGUGCAUUUCCCAUUUAGGCAAACCUUCACCCAUCUCGAAUAUGAACACGGAUGAGGUCUGGGCCUGAUUGUUGAUUAUUUGCAUGCUUGCAACAAUAGGCUGUCUCUGGCAAAGCAGUGGACGAAACACUGUUGUAAGGUACGGAUAAUCUGGAGAGAGAGACCCGUCACUGUUCCCUCCAAUCUGCGCUUCUGCAUAACCAAAAUGCUCCCACGAACGGAGCCUUUGUUGCAGCGCAGAUGGAAGUAAACACUGUCGUAUAAAUGUUUAUGAAACUUGAACGUUUUUCUUUGUUGCGCUGCAUUUUUAUCCUGUCCUUUAAUUAGUAAUUAAAAUUAAAAGAAUUGUUUUUCUCUUGUCUGUCUUCAUCCUAAAAUAUUCAUAGAUGCAUUUUACAAAAGAGGACACAUCAACGAUGUUGCGCUUUUUUCAGGCUGUGUGAAAAUUCCCGGCUCAGAGCAAUGGUUGAUCCACGCAGCGGCAAAAAUAGUCAUUAGAGGGAACAUUGGGGACGAAGCACGUUGCAUUCUAUGCAUAUUAAUCACGAUUGAAUAUGGUACAUUAUCGUGCUUCCUGUUAUAAAGGAGAUGUUAUAAGUCAAUAGAGUGGACAAAAAAAUUUCACUGGGAACCUGUCUGGUAUUCAGGAAAUAGUAAUGAAUAACGCAAGAAAAAUUAAUAAUAAUUUCGCCUUGUCCGUGGGAGCGUACAGUGAGGCAAUGAUGCUCAGGUGCUUAACAAUAUAGAACUAAUUCUGAGCAGCGAAUAACUAGACGGUCCAUUUACUAUAAAUUCAAGAGCUUUUCGUUUUCGUUUCUCUAAAGAUUCACUAUUAAUGCCCCGGUAAUCACUUUUCCUACCUUUUCAUAACACUGUGUGUAGUACCUCCCCCAUUAUAGGUAUGAGCAAGUAUGAGAUCUUGGCCAAAUUGCGCAAUUAGGUGUUCAGCAUAUCACGCAUCAUCCUGGAUAAAGUUCUGAUAUCAGUUCUGAUACUGGGUCUUCCACAGUGUCUUGUUCCACAGAUGCAAUCUGAUGUACCGAGUUUCCAGCAGUUUAUAAGAGGACGUAGGAAUAUGGCAUUGGGGCGAAAAAGAAAAUCAACCAUGAUUGAAUGAUGGAGGAGACUCGAUGGACUGAAUCACUUCAUUCUGCUCUGAUAUCUUAUCAUGACUGAAUGAUGAGUCCUUAAUAUCCCGUAUCAGGAUUUGUGACGUGUGAGGGACAGUUACAAAUUUGUUCCAUGAGAUUAUUUUAUUUGUCUUCAGCGUUUAAAUAUCAGAGAGAUUCGCUUUUGAAAAAAUUGAGCAGAAAUAUUUUUUUCUCCUUUGUAUUGUUAAUGUGCUUCAUUCUCUGGUUAAAGUUAGACCUGCGGUGAGAGAUUUAGUGGAAAAAAGCCCACAGCUGGAAAGAAGCUACGACUGAGAACGAGUGAACAGCGACAAGCGAACCAGCCCGAGGACUGAGAGUACCAACUGAAGAGAACCCUCUGACUCAGAGUUUCCAUUGAUUCAGUCAGGAGAAAGUUUGAGCCUCACCAGCAGGUGGAGCUGUCCUGCAGAGCGACCAAAGUGUAAACAAGACGACGACAAUCAACAAUCGUCAGUCAGAAUCAGAAUGGACAAAGUAUGGAACGUAUUGAAGAGGAUUUUACCAGGCGGAUCAUCGAGGGAAGAUGAUCGGGACACGGGAUGCAAGGUACCAAAGCAGGGACAGAUUGAGAGCGGUGUCCCAAUGGAAUCCGGUCCGGCCGCAGAGAAGGAGGAGAAAAUUCAGCCCAGAGACAGUGACGUCAGAGACACUGAUCCGGACCCUGGAACCGGCACAAGUGAGGCGACUGUCUGUCAGCUCGGAAGCUCAUUGAACACAGGACUGCCAAGUCCCAAAGAAGGAUCGGAGCCAGAGUUUACAAUCUCCGACCUCCUGGCAGAGGGGGAGGAAUAUCGACUGUACCAACUGACAAAGUUCUACAGGGACAGACUCAAACAAGCAAUUGAAGAAAAGGUUGAGAGACUGGGUUGGAUGUUGACAAAGGAGGGACAUUUCAGUAGAGAAGAAAAUGAGAAAGUCACUGAGCUGACAGAGAAGGGAAACCGGGCAGAGAGUUCCAGACUCUUCCUCAGUCUGGUGAAUGGCAAAGGCUCCCGGGCCCGGAGGGCGAUGUGGGAAUCCUUUCUGAUGUGGAGGACUGAGUUACCGAAGUUGGACAGAAUACUGAGGGAAAUACAGGAACUCGGUCCUGAUCCACAGGAAUACAUGAACAUCGGCCAAGGUUUAUAUGAAUUACCCACUCAGCUGAUAGAUGUUCAACAGAAACACAAGGAGACUCUGCGGGCACAAACUGAAACACUGAGAGUGAACACGAUCCUGAUGACGGAGAAGGUGAAGGUUUUCCAGCUGGCUGAUCGAUACGCUGAGCUCACGGUCAUUUCUACUGUUCGAGAUCGGACACUGGUGGAACAUGAGCUGCUGGCAAGAGGCAGACACCAUGAGGAUUAUAGAGAGAAACAACUCCGCAGACAGCUGGAAAAAAUUCGUACUGAUCAGUUAUUCCAGAGCAGCUUUUCCCGGAUUAAAUCCAAAUCUGGGAGUUCAGCAGCAGUGGCCGGAGUCCCGGGGAUCGGGAAAACAACGAUGGUACAAAAGAUUGUUUAUGACUGGUCCAUGGGGAAAAUAUACCAACAGUUCCAGUUUGUCUUCAGUUUCAAAUUCCGAGAUUUAAACAGUAUUGACUGUCGAAUAAACCUGAAGGAACUGAUUCUGGAUCAGUAUCCUUACUUUGGGAAUAUCCUGAGAGAAGUCUUGAAGAAUUCAGAGGGAUUGCUGUUUAUAUUCGAUGGUUUGGAUGAAUUCAAACACAAAAUCGAUUUUGCGGACAGUCAGAGAGAUACAGAACACAAACACCAGUGCCCAGAUCCCGAGUGGCGGUGUGAAGUGUCUGACAUUGUGUACAGUUUAAUCCAGGGCAAGCUGCUCCCAGGGUGUUCAGUGCUGGUGACCACUCGCCCCACUGCGUUACAUUUAUUGGAAAAGGCGGUUAUCAGUGUCCGGGCUGAAAUCCUGGGAUUUGUUGGUGAGGAACGGAAGGAAUAUUUCAUCAGACAUUUUGAAGAUCAGACGGUGGCGGAAGCUGUUUUCAAUUAUGUGAAGGAGAACGAGAUCCUGUAUACCAUGAGCUACAACCCCUCCUACUGCUGGAUCCUCGCUCUGACACUGGGCCCCUUCUUCACACAAAGAGUCAGGGACCAACAGCGAGUUCCCAAGACCAUCACCCAACUGUACUCCUACUAUAUUUACAACAUCCUGAAAAACCACGGCCGUGAGAUUGAGAGACCCCGUGAUGUGUUACUCAGGGUUGGUCAGAUGGCCUUCAGAGGAGUGUUGGAGAAGAAGAUUGUGUUUACAGAUGGAGAUUUGGUCAACUACAGUCUGCAGCCUUCCCAGUUCCUGUCCGGGUUCCUGAUGGAGCUUUUGGAGAGAGAGGAUUCUGCCCAGAGCGUGGUGUACACAUUCCCACACCUCACCAUCCAAGAGUUUGUAGCUGCAGUUGCACAAUUCCUGAAUCCACAUCCCGGGGAUAUCCUGAAAUUCCUCACUGAAGCCCACAACACGACAGAUGGGCGAUUUGAGAUAUUUCUCCGUUUUGUUGCUGGUCUCUCCUCUCCAAUGACAGCUCGGGGCCUGGUGGAGUUUCUGGGUCCAUUUCCUCAUGAAACAACCUGCCGGGUGAUUGACUGGGUGAAGGAGGAGGUUAAACGUCAGAUUGGAAACACAGGGAGUGAAGCUGGUAAAAGGAGGCUCCUGAACACAUUGCACUACCUGUUUGAGUCUCAGAAUCGUGGACUGGCUCAGGCCGCACUGGGAUCUGUGGAAACACUUUCAUUCAGUGGAAUGACACUGACCCCGAUUGACUGCGCGAUCCUGUCUCAUGUCAUCGGAUUCUGUGAUACAAUAAAAUACCUCAACCUGGAGGACUGCCACAUUCAGUGUGAGGGAAUCCAGCGGCUGGGACCCGGGCUGCACAAGUGCCAGGAGUUGAGGUAACUUGAUUUAUCUCUCACUCGGAACUGUGAAACUGUUCUAUUGUGUCAUUUCAAUGUAAAGAGAUUUGGGUUAAACUGUGUUAAAUCAGAUUGUGAAGAAUUGUGACAAAUGCCCAGGGGAUCGGUCAGCAAUUCCCCAAGGACAGGAGGGUUCUGUGGUUCCUUGUGAAGGGAUGUUGGAGACUUCAUCAGAUCAGUGAACAACGACCAUUGGUUUAAUGGUAGUAAAUCACAGGAAUGGCCGUGUUUCCUGCUGCCUGUGACACGUCCAUUGACAAUGUUCCUUCUCACUGUUACUGACACCCAGACCGACACUGACUGCAGCAGAUGGGUCAAAGAUUCACACCCCCUUCCCGGUGAGGGACAAGAGGCCGUCUGCAGACUGUCCCAGUGAGAAGGAAAGAAAUACCAUUGUGAGAUUGCCCUCCCCUGCCCUUUCCUGUUUGUGACUUUGCUCACUACCAGAUACACAGAGAGCGAGGCUGCAUCUCCUUUGGGUCUCUGUUCAGACCCAACACACGCGUACAAAAAUUCCCCUUCCUCCUUUCGGAUCUCUCUUCCAAUCCCCCUUCCUCCUGUGGGAUCUCUCUGCCUCAUCCCCAUUCCUCCUCUCAGAUCUCUUUUCCCCAUCCCCCAUCCUCCUAUGGGUUCUCUCUUCCCCAUCCCCCUUCCACCUCUAGGUUCUCUCUUCCCCAUCCCCUUCCCUCCAGUGGUAUCCCUUCCCAUUCCCAUUUCAUCCUGUGGGAUCUAUCUUCCACAUCCCCCUUCCUCCUGUCAGAUCUCUCUUCCCCAUCCCCCUUCCUCCUGAAGGUUCUCUCUUCCCCAUUCCCUUCCCUCCAGUGGUAUCCCUUCCCAUUCCGCUUUCCUCCUGUGGGAUCUAUCUUUCCCAUCCCCUUACCUCCUGUCGGAUCUCUCUACCCCAUCCCCCUUCCUCCUGUGGGAUCUCAGUUCCACAUCCGCCUUCCGCUUGUGGGAUCUCACUUCUCCAUCCACCUGUGGGAUCUGUCUUCCCCAUCCCCCUUCUUCCUGUGGCAACUGACCUCCCCAUAUUCCUUCAUAGAAUCGUAAAAUCAUAGAACACUACAACAUAGAAAACAAGCCAUUCGGCCCUUCUGCUCUGUGCCAAAACUUUAUUCCGCUAGUCCCAUUGACCUGCACCCAGUCCAUCGCCCUCCAGACCUCUCCCAUCCAUGCAUCUAUCAGAUUUAUUCUUAAAACCUAAGAGUGUGUCCGCAUUUUCCACAUCAGAUGGCAGCUUGUUCCGCAUUCUCACAACUCUCUGAGUGAGGACGUUCCCCCUAAACCUUUCCCCUUUCACCCUGAAGCAAAGUCCUUUUGUAAUUUAUCUCUCCUAAUCUGUGUGGAAAGAGCCCAUUCGCAUCUACCCUAUCUAUUCCCCUCGUAAUUGUGUAAACUUCUAUCAAAUCUCCCCUCAUUCUUCUACGCUCCGAGGAAUAAAGUCUUAACCUGUUCAAUCCUUCCUUGUAACUCAACUCCUGAAGAGCCAGCAACAUCCUCGCAGAUCUUUUCUGCACACUUUCAGUCUUACCGAUAUCGGUCCUAUAGUUCAGUGACCAGAAUUGCACACAAUACUCCAAAUUUGGCUUCACCAAUGUCUUGUACAACCUCACCAUAACUUUCCAACUCCUAUUCUCAACUUUGAUUUAUGAAUGCCCGGAUGCCAAAAGCCUUCUUUACAACCCUGUCUCCCAGUGACGCCACUUUCAGGGAAUUAUGUAUCUGAACUCCCAGAUCCCUUUCUUCCUGCGCAUUCCUCAGUGCCCUACCCUUUACUGUCUAUGUCCUACCUUGAUUUGUCCUUACAAAAUGGAACACCUCACACUUGUCUGCAUUAAUUUCCAUCUGCCAUUUUCUGGCCCAUGUUGCCAGUUGGUCCAGAUCCCUCUGCAAGCUUUGAAAGCCUUCCUCGCUGUCCGCAACGCCUCCAAUCUUAGUGUCAUCAGCAAACUUGCUGAUCCAACUUAUCACACUAUCAUCUAGUACAUUGAUAUAGACAACAAACAACAAUAGUCCCAACACAGAUCCCUGAGACACACCACUAGUCACAGGCCUCCAGUCUCAGAAGCAAUGAUCCACUAAGACUCUCUGUCUUCUCCCACACAGCCAAUUUGGAAUCCAAUCUACAACCUUUCCAUGGAUACCUACUGUCUGAACCUUCUGAACUAACCUCCCAUGUGGGACCUUGUCAAAAGCCUUAUUAAAGUUCAUGUAGACAACAUCCACAGCCUUUCUUUCAUGUGCAUUCUUGGUAACCUCCUUGAAAAACUCUACAGGAUUCAUUAAACACGAUCUGCCAUGAACAAAGCCAUGCUGACUAUCUUUAAUUAGCCCUUGGUUGUCCAACUCCUUGUAUAUCCGAUCUCUCAGAACACCUUCCAAUAAUUUACCUAACACCGAUGUUAGGCUCACUGACCUGUAAUUACCUGGUGCACUUUUGGAGACUUUUUCAAACAACGGAACAACAUGAGCUACCCUCCAAUCCUCCGGCACCGCUCUUGUGGCGAAGGACAUUUUAAUUAUUUCUGCCAGGACCCCUGCAAUUUCUACACUAGUCUGUCUCAAGGUCCGAGAAAAUAUCAUGUCAGGCC